Fragaria vesca subsp. vesca is the source of this 639-nucleotide messenger RNA. RefSeq lists its product as uncharacterized. The record is from RefSeq and is a predicted model, not a curated record. The transcript has a single exon. The coding region runs from base 1 to 639 and encodes 212 amino acids. NCBI's taxonomy places the organism in Eukaryota, Viridiplantae, Streptophyta, Magnoliopsida, Rosales, Rosaceae. Gene Ontology annotation, biological process: negative regulation of DNA-templated transcription.
AUGUUAGCAGCAAGAAUAAUUUUGACAAAGGAGAAGGAUAGUAACAAGCAUGGAUUAACUUCUGGUGCAAGGAAAUAUCGAUAUGCUUCUUCAAAUCUGAAAACAAUUGAAGAAGAAGUUUCUGAAGAAAAGCCGACUUCAGAUUGGCAGAAGUUGAAGGAAAUGAAGAUACAAGAGGUGAUGGCAAAGAGUGAGAAACACAGGAAAUCUGUCUACAUAAGCAGAGACUUGCAGAGGAAAUCAAGACCAAAGCGGAGUAACAAAGUCAGAGUUUGCUCUCCAAGAACAGCAUCAAGAGUUGAAAUCUGCAAAAUCAAAGCUCUCCAAGACAUGGCGAAAGCAAAAAAGGCAGCAAAGGAGAGAAAGGUGCAGCAGGUGAGAACAGGCUUGGAUAGCUUUGCAGUGGUGAAGUGCUCAUUCGACCCACAACAGGACUUCAGAGAUUCCAUGGUUGAGAUGAUUGUGGAGAAGAAGCUAACUCGGCCAGAUGAUCUUGAAGAGCUCUUAGCUUGUUACCUGACACUGAAUUCUGAUGAAUACCAUGAUCUCAUCAUCAAGGUAUUCCGGCAGGUGUGGUUUGAUUUGAAUCAAACCUAUUUUGGUAGUGAAUUACAGAAUGAUCAAUGUUGCAAUGACUGA